Molecule: messenger RNA, 7514 nt
Organism: Ornithorhynchus anatinus (platypus)
Lineage: Eukaryota; Metazoa; Chordata; Mammalia; Monotremata; Ornithorhynchidae
Gene: CHD1
Product: chromodomain helicase DNA binding protein 1
Exons: 37
Coding region: 261-5684 (1807 amino acids)
Biological process (GO): nucleosome organization; regulation of transcription by RNA polymerase II
Cellular component (GO): chromatin; nucleus
Molecular function (GO): ATP binding; DNA binding; ATP-dependent chromatin remodeler activity
Source: RefSeq, a predicted model, not a curated record
GCUGCCCCGGGGCCGGUUGGCGGCCUCCUCCCGGACCCACCGACCCACCGAGCGGGGAGGACGACGAGGAGGAGGCGGCCGGCGCCGAAGGACCGGGCCCAGGCGGACCGAAAAGGAGCCCCCGAUACCCCUUUAACAUCGGAACAAAGCCACCCAUAAAUUUUCACCGUGCGACGAGAAAGAGACUGGACUGAACUCUAUCCAGCUUUUUAAACUUGGGGAGGAUUUAUAUUUAUAUUUUUAAUCUUUGAGUAUCUACAAUGAAUGGACACAGCGAUGAAGAAAGUGUCAGAAACAGCAGCGGAGAAUCAAGCCAGUCGGACGAUGACUCCGGAUCAGCAUCCGGAUCUGGAUCGGGUUCGAGCUCCGGAAGCAGCAGCGAUGGAAGCAGCAGUCAGUCAGGCAGCAGUGACUCCGAUUCCGGGUCCGAGUCGGGCACUCGCUCGGAUACCGAGUCGGACGCUUCCAGAGACAAGAAACAAGUGCAAGCUAAACCACCGAAAGUCGAUGGAGCCGAGUUUUGGAAGUCCAGUCCUAGUAUUCUGGCCGUUCAGAGAUCCGCAAUGCUCAGAAAGCAGCAGCAGCAACAACAACAGCAAGCUUCAUCAAACAGUGGAUCAGAAGAGGAUUCAUCAAGCAGUGAAGAUUCCGAGGAUGAUGAUUCUAGUGAAGUCAAGAGGAAGAAACACAAAGAUGAAGACUGGCAAAUGUCUGGGUCAGGUUCUCCCUCUCAGACGGGAUCAGACUCAGAAUCAGAGGAAGAGAGAGAGAAAAGCAGUUGUGAAGAAAGUGAAUCUGACUAUGAGCCAAAAAACAAAGUUAAGAGCAGGAAACCUCAGAACAGAAUAAAAGCGAAGAACGGAAAGAAGAUAUCUGGGCAGAAGAAAAGGCAGAUCGAUUCUUCGGAUGAGGAUGACGAUGAUGACGACGACGAUGAUUAUGAUAAAAGAGGGUCUCGUCGCCAGGCCACCGUCAAUGUUAGCUAUAAGGAAGAUGAAGAAAUGAAAACAGAUUCGGAUGACUUGUUGGAAGUCUGCGGGGAAGACGUUCCUCAACCGGAAGAGGAUGAAUUUGAAACGAUAGAGAGGUUUAUGGACAGUCGGAUUGGACGAAAAGGAGCAACGGGUGCCACCACGACGAUAUACGCGGUCGAAGCAGACGGCGAUCCGAACGCAGGCUACGAAAAAUCGAAGGAAUCCGGAGAGACCCAGUAUUUAAUUAAAUGGAAAGGCUGGUCUCAUAUCCACAAUACUUGGGAGACCGAAGAAACCUUAAAGCAGCAGAAUGUUAAAGGGAUGAAAAAAUUAGACAAUUACAAGAAAAAGGAUCAGGAAACCAAAAGAUGGUUGAAAAAUGCUUCUCCAGAAGAUGUGGAAUAUUAUAAUUGCCAGCAAGAACUAACAGAUGAUUUACAUAAACAGUAUCAAAUCGUGGAGAGAAUAAUUGCCCAUUCAAACCAGAAGUCAGCAGCGGGCUAUCCAGAUUACUAUUGCAAAUGGCAGGGCCUGCCGUACUCCGAGUGCAGUUGGGAAGACGGAGCACUCAUUUCCAAAAAGUUUCAGCCAUGCAUCGAUGAAUAUUUCAGCAGAAAUCAAUCUAAGACCACUCCGUUCAAAGAUUGCAAAGUUUUAAAACAAAGGCCAAGAUUUGUUGCACUGAAGAAACAGCCAUCCUAUAUUGGAGGGCAUGAAGGUUUAGAACUAAGGGAUUAUCAAUUAAAUGGUCUGAAUUGGCUCGCCCAUUCAUGGUGCAAAGGGAACAGCUGCAUACUUGCUGAUGAAAUGGGCCUUGGCAAAACUAUACAGACUAUAUCCUUUUUAAAUUACCUGUUCCAUGAACACCAGUUAUAUGGACCUUUCUUAUUAGUCGUGCCACUUUCUACUCUUACUUCUUGGCAAAGAGAAAUUCAAACCUGGGCUCCUCAGAUGAAUGCCGUGGUUUACUUAGGGGACGUUAACAGCAGAAACAUGAUAAGAACUCAUGAAUGGAUGCACCUCCAGACCAAGCGUCUAAAGUUUAAUAUACUUUUGACAACCUAUGAAAUUUUGUUGAAGGAUAAGGCAUUCCUAGGUGGCCUGAAUUGGGCUUUCAUAGGUGUGGAUGAAGCUCAUCGUUUAAAGAAUGACGACUCACUUCUGUACAAGACUUUAAUAGACUUCAAAUCCAAUCACCGCCUUCUUAUCACUGGAACACCCCUGCAAAAUUCCCUCAAAGAGCUGUGGUCUUUGCUGCACUUCAUCAUGCCCGAAAAAUUUGCCUCCUGGGAAGAAUUUGAAGAGGAACACGGCAAAGGGAGGGAAUAUGGCUAUGCCAGUCUUCACAAAGAGCUUGAGCCCUUUUUACUGCGCAGAGUUAAGAAAGACGUCGAAAAAUCUCUUCCUGCCAAGGUUGAACAGAUUUUAAGAAUGGAGAUGAGUGCAUUGCAGAAGCAAUAUUACAAAUGGAUUUUAACCCGGAAUUAUAAAGCCCUCAGCAAAGGUUCGAAGGGCAGUACCUCAGGCUUUUUGAACAUCAUGAUGGAGCUCAAGAAGUGUUGUAACCAUUGCUACCUCAUUAAACCACCUGAUAAUAAUGAAUUCUAUAACAAACAGGAGGCCUUACAGCAUUUAAUCCGAAGCAGCGGAAAAUUGAUUCUUCUCGACAAGCUUUUGAUUCGCUUAAGAGAAAGAGGCAACAGAGUUCUUAUUUUCUCUCAGAUGGUGCGGAUGUUAGAUAUUCUUGCGGAAUAUUUGAAAUAUCGUCAGUUCCCCUUUCAGAGACUAGAUGGUUCAAUCAAAGGAGAACUGAGGAAACAAGCACUAGAUCAUUUUAAUGCCGAAGGAUCAGAGGAUUUCUGCUUUUUAUUAUCUACAAGAGCUGGAGGUUUAGGAAUUAAUCUAGCAUCCGCUGACACCGUUGUUAUAUUUGAUUCUGACUGGAACCCGCAAAAUGAUCUUCAGGCACAGGCUAGAGCUCAUAGAAUUGGACAAAAGAAACAGGUCAAUAUCUAUCGGCUAGUCACCAAGGGUUCGGUUGAAGAAGAUAUCCUUGAGCGAGCCAAGAAGAAGAUGGUGCUGGAUCAUCUAGUAAUUCAGAGAAUGGACACGACCGGGAAGACUGUGCUCCACACAGGCUCCACUCCCUCAAGUUCUACUCCUUUCAACAAGGAAGAGUUAUCUGCAAUUUUAAAGUUUGGCGCAGAAGAACUUUUUAAGGAACCCGAAGGUGAAGAACAAGAGCCCCAGGAAAUGGAUAUAGAUGAAAUCUUGAAGAGGGCUGAAACUCAUGAAAAUGAACCAGGUCCACUGACUGUAGGAGAUGAACUGCUUUCCCAGUUCAAGGUGGCCAAUUUUUCAAAUAUGGAUGAAGAUGACAUAGAUAUAGAACCUGAAAGAAAUUCAAGGAACUGGGAGGAAAUCAUUCCAGAAGAUCAAAGACGGAGGUUAGAAGAGGAAGAAAGACAAAAAGAGCUUGAAGAAAUCUAUAUGCUCCCAAGAAUGAGAAAUUGUGCGAAGCAGAUCAGCUUCAACGGAAGCGAAGGCAGGCGCAGUAGAAGCAGAAGAUACUCUGGCUCAGACAGUGAUUCAAUCUCUGAAAGGAAAAGGCCAAAAAAGCGAGGAAGACCCCGAACUAUCCCACGGGAGAAUAUUAAAGGAUUUAGUGAUGCAGAAAUUAGGCGGUUUAUCAAGAGUUACAAGAAAUUUGGUGGUCCUCUGGAAAGGUUAGAUGCCAUUGCUCGAGAUGCCGAGUUAGUUGAUAAAUCAGAGACAGAUCUCAGAAGAUUAGGGGAACUUGUUCAUAAUGGAUGCAUCAAGGCUUUAAAGGACAGUUCUUCUGGACAGGAACGAACAGGAGGUCGACUUGGGAAAGUGAAAGGUCCAACAUUCCGAAUAUCAGGAGUACAGGUGAAUGCAAAACUUGUCAUCUCUCAUGAAGAGGAAUUAGUACCGCUGCACAAGUCCAUUCCUUCAGAUCCAGAGGAAAGAAAAAGGUAUACCAUCCCUUGCCACACCAAAGCAGCUCACUUCGAUAUAGACUGGGGCAAAGAAGAUGAUUCCAACCUUUUAAUUGGCAUCUAUGAAUAUGGUUAUGGAAGCUGGGAAAUGAUUAAAAUGGAUCCUGAUCUCAGCUUAACCCAUAAGAUUCUACCUGAUGAUCCGGAUAAAAAACCACAAGCAAAGCAAUUGCAGACUCGAGCGGACUACCUCAUUAAAUUAUUAAAUAAAGAUCUUGCAAGAAAAGAAGCCCAGAGACUUUCUGGUGCCGGCAACUCAAAGAGAAGGAAAACAAGGACAAAGAAGAGUAAACUGGGGAAAUCUGCCAAAGUGAAAGAGGCAGUAAAGAGUGAUUCUUCUCCGCUACCCUCAGAAAAAUCCGACGAGGACGAAAAGGAUGAAAUCACUUGUGUGAAACAUCCAAAUAAAAAAAGUAAGACAGAAAAAGAAAGCGAAGAAAAACCUGAGCCAGAAGUUGGUGUUAAGAAGGAGCCAGAAGAAAAGAGGGAAGCAAAAGAAAAGGAAAAUAAGAGAGAACUUAAAAGGGAGAAAAAAGAAAAGGAGGAUAAAAAGGAUAUAAAGGAAAAGGAUAUUAAAGAAAAAAGAGAAAACAAAGUAAAAGAAGCUAUGCAGAAAGAGAAAGACAUGAAGGAAGAAAAGAUAAGUGAAACCAAAUCUGAUAACAAAGAGAAAUCUAAGAAAUCUGCAGCAUUAGAUGCUCCAGUUCAUAUCACUGCAAGCGGAGAGCCCGUUCCUAUAUCGGAAGAAUCUGAAGAGCUGGAUCAGAAAACAUUCAGUGUUUGCAAAGAAAGAAUGAGGCCUGUCAAAGCAGCCCUGAAGCAGCUUGAUCGACCCGAGAAAGGCCUUUCCGAGCGAGAACAGCUGGAACAUACCAGACAGUGUCUGAUCAAAAUCGGGGAUCACAUUACUGAGUGUCUCAAAGAAUAUGCAAACCCUGAACAAAUUAAGCAGUGGAGAAAAAAUUUAUGGAUUUUCGUCUCCAAGUUUACAGAAUUUGAUGCAAGGAAACUGCACAAAUUAUACAAGCACGCUAUUAAAAAGCGACAGGAAUCUCAGCAACAUAAUGACCAGAACAGCGGCAGUACCAUGAAUACUCACGUGAUUAGAAAUCCAGUAGAUGUGGAAAGACUGAAAGAGAAUACGAAUCACGAUGACAGCAGCAGGGACAGUUAUUCUUCCGAUAGACAUCUGUCACAAUAUCACGAUCACCAUAAAGAUCGGCAUCAAGGAGAUGCUUACAAGAAAGGCGAUUCCCGGAAAAGGCCCUAUUCUUCCUUCAGCAACGGAAAAGACCACCGGGAUUGGGAUCACUACAAACCAGAAAGCAGAUACUACAGCGAUAGCAAACACCGAAAACUGGACGAUCACAGGAGUCGAGAUCACAGGUCGAGCCUGGAAGGAAGUUUAAAAGACAGAUCCCAUUCCGACCACCGUUCCCAUUCAGACCAUCGAUUGCACUCGGACCACCGAUCGAGUUGUGACUACUCCCACCACAAAUCUUCCCGGGACUAUCGCUACCACUCAGACUGGCAGAUGGACCACAGAGCUUCCGGUAGCGGCCCCCGAUCGCCCCUAGAACAGAGGUCCCCGUACGGCUCCAGAUCGCCCUUGGGCCAUAAGUGUCCGUUCGAACACUCGUCCGAUCACAAAAGCACGCCGGAGCAUACUUGGAGCAGUCGGAAAACAUAACAGACGCCGACGCGUCCCCGUCCCCCGUCCCCCCCGUCCCCCCGCCCCGAGUCGGCCGAACUUCCCUUUAGCCAUAUAUUGUAAAACUAACACAGUAAUUGCCUUACAUAACUUGAAAGAUACGGACAGGAUCUUUAGUCGGUAGCAGUAUUGUUACUUCUUUCCAGGAUGCAAGGUCUAUUAUCCCAACAGAAGAAAAAAAAAAUAUUUUUGUAUUUAAGGUUUAUGCUGCACUGUGCCCCAAAUGUUGUGGCACGUUUUUUUUAAAGAAAUGGAAGAUGUUUACUAUUAUAUAGGGACCUCAACACUGCCCCUUUCAGGCUGGAUGAAACUCUUCACGUCAGUGGUUUUUAGGCUGAACUCUCUUUAAAUUAUGUUUGUACAUGAACUUUACACACUGACCUGUGAUCAUGAUUCAGGAAGGAUUGAAGAGUUUUUUUGGUUGUCUUUUGUUUUUCUGUUUUUUGUUUCGUUUUGGUUUUGUGUUUGUUGGUUGGUUUUUUUUUUUUUUCCUCCCCCUUAGUAAAGAACUCUCAAGGACUCUUGUUCACUUUCCAAAGCUACUUGUUUACAUUGUACACUGCGACCACCUUGCCGCUUCUCAUCACAAGCUUGAAUAUUUAAAUUCUGUACCUAUGACUGUAAAAUAGCCAGGACUUUUCUGUUUGUGAUCAGUUGUAUUGCCUUUUUACAAAACAAGACGGCUGUAAAUUAUUGUAAAUUAAUGAAAUGAGCUUCUCUUCCCUUCCCCUUCACUUCCCCCCUCACCCUCUCCCCCUCUCAGGCUUUUUUUUGACUGUUCCUUUCCCCACCAACUCAGGCCUUCUUAUCACACAAAAAUAAAAUGAAAAAUCAACAUAUUGAACUUUUUAAUAAGAAUCAUUGUUCCGAAUGUAAAAUGGGGAAAGGGAACACUAUUCCACUAGAAUGUCCCCUAGCGCUCCUUUUUUUUAUCGGAUAUUUUAUUAGAUAUGUUUGUUUUAAAAAUUCAGAUGUCAGUGUCGUGAUUGUCGUAGUGAUGAAAUGGUGAGAAAAUGCUUACGAUCUAAGCCGCGUGCUCUGAAAACACUUUCAGGUGCAUUGGUUUGAAAGGACAGGUAUGUGACCACUUCAAAAUUCAAAUAGCCAAAACUUAAUUGUAAAUCCAUUUGUUUUCCCUUUUCAUGUGGGCAAUAAUGUCAAAUGUGCUAUGCAGCCAGUUAACAUUUUAGAUGAACUGAUUGACUUUUAAUAGAAACUGUUACAGUGCACACUGAUUGUAUAUAGAUACCUUCUAUAUAUGGCAAAUUAAAUUUAACUAAAAGGAUAUGUGGGCUCCUGUAAUUUUCUGCUGCCUUUUUAACUCCAGUAUAACUUCCUCAGUAUUAUUGAGUUUUAUACUAACGAUUCCAGCUUCUGAAAAAAAAAAAAACUUGGUAACUAUUUAAAAUACAGGCUAUGCAUUAUACCCUUCCUCUAAAUCUGUGAUUUUAAAAAGCACGGACAAAAGUCAUACCAGUGGCCGGUAAAACGUUUCUCGGCGAACCGAUUUGCCCCUUUUGGUGGUGGUGUAUGUUGUCAUCCUUGGGUUUUUCUCUGAAAAUUGGGGGGUUUGACAGUACAGUAAUUGCCCGUGGGCAAAAGGAUGUGAUUUCAAAUUCAAUUUUAUAAACUUGACCAAACCCAGCCACACUGGUGUUUUUCAGAAGCAGAGGUCCCGUCUUCAUAUCAGACACUAAAAUGCAAGUUAAAAAAGUUGCAGAAACAGAUCAAAAAAAUUCGGACUUCCCAUUUCGUUCCAAAGAUCUUUGUAUUUUGGUGACAUCAAAUACAGUUGAAAUAUUGGCUGCA